Molecule: messenger RNA, 1455 nt
Organism: Rhodotorula graminis WP1
Lineage: Eukaryota; Fungi; Basidiomycota; Microbotryomycetes; Sporidiobolales; Sporidiobolaceae
Exons: 3
Coding region: 1-1455 (484 amino acids)
Source: RefSeq, a predicted model, not a curated record
AUGCGCGGCAUCCCUCUGCACGCGCACGAGGCGGCCGAAGCGCUCUCGCUCUCGCUCGAGGCGCAGGCGUCGCUUGCGUUCGCGCACGAGGCGGGUGGAGCCGAGCGGUACACGUUCGAGGCGGCUGCGAGCUGGUGCAGGGACAAGUGGGGCGGGCAGACGAGGCAGAGAUGGGCGACAGCGGCGGCCGUCAAUGCGCUCAACGCGCGCAGCUUUCGCGAGCGUGGGCGUCGGCGCGAGGGCGUCAAGGACCUCGUCAACGAUCUCGACCUCCUCUUUCUGCAAGCCGGCGUCGUCGACGACGAGUCUCGCAUGCGCGUUCUCAUCGGCACCUUCUUCGAGUUCCCCCACGCCGUCGCGCGGCUCUCGCGCUCGUCGAGCUACGGCGCCGCCGUCACCGAGGCCCUGUCAUGGGAGGCCGACAUGAUCCGCAAAGAGCGCGAUGCUCUCGCCGCUCGUGUCUGCGCCCCGCACCUCGUCCACCUCGUCCCUCGCCCGACGACCGCGCCCGACGACCCGUCGCUCGACCGCCCGCGCCACCCUACUCGUCCAACCUGUCCGCCUGUACGCGCCCAUGCGCCCGAGCCCGCGUGGCCCCACCUCGACGACGAAGCGCGGCGCCAAGGCGAGGCGACGAGGCUCGAGCGCGGGCCGCCACUCGACGAGCGCGACCACGCCACGUCGCUCGGCCGCCCUCGCCCGUCACGCUCGACCGAGACGCUCAACAUCUCGCUGCGGUCGGUCGAGUGCGGCACGGUGCGCGAGUCGUCCCACGACGCGCCUCGAGCGCAGAGCUCGCUUUCGCGCUACUCGGACGGCGGCCACGACGCGCUCUUCCGCCCCUCUCUUCCACCUCGACACCGCCCUGAGCCCCCUCCCUCCUUCAACGCGACGAGCCCUGGGGGCGGCGCGACGCUCGCCGUCCCGCCGCAGCGCCCCUCGUUCUCGACGGCGCGCUCGGUCACGCCGCCGUUCGUCACCGAGGCGACGUCGUUUCGCUCGUCGUUCACGUCGGCAGGCGAGGGCGAAGGUGACGGGGCCGGCCGCGUUGCGCUGUACGAGGCGUUCCCGUACCCUGCGCGAGCGAGCCCGGGCGAGGCGAGGGUCCGUGCGGCGCUCGAGGAGCGUGUGCAGCGGGCGCCGGCCUGGGGCGUCGGCGAGGCGCUCUGGCGGGCAGCGUCGCCAACGCCAGGUCGCUCGGAACGGCACGGACUGGCGUCGCAGCAGCGGUCGGGCGACGAGCGGGACGAGGGCAGGACGCUUGGGCAGGCGUCCCGGCUCGCGAAGCUGUUCAAGCGCUCGCUGCACGGGCGCGGGCACGGGCGAGGGCGGUCGAUCGGGAGCGCGGCGGAGCUGUCGAGGCUGGACGAGGAAGGGAGGGAGGCGGUCCAGAUUGGGAGGCCGGCCAAGCCGAGGGGCAAGGUCGUCAGGGAGGGGCUGCAGCUGCCGCCUUGA